This is a messenger RNA of Exophiala oligosperma, 2025 nucleotides long. RefSeq names its product imidazoleglycerol phosphate synthase, cyclase subunit. Gene Ontology annotation, molecular function: imidazoleglycerol-phosphate synthase activity; oxo-acid-lyase activity. The coding region runs from base 187 to 1947 and encodes 586 amino acids. The transcript is spliced from 3 exons. The record is from RefSeq and is a predicted model, not a curated record. Gene Ontology annotation, biological process: L-histidine biosynthetic process. NCBI's taxonomy places the organism in Eukaryota, Fungi, Ascomycota, Eurotiomycetes, Chaetothyriales, Herpotrichiellaceae.
GACACACGGCAUAGAUUCGAUCCGACCAACACGAGAGACACUUUGAGACGAGAAAGAAAAUCAGUUUCUGCUAUUAUUUUUUCAUAACAACAACAUGGAACCAUCGCCUUGAACUCGGUUGUAUAGUUAUCGAUCGAUUGAUACACAUCUGAUCUCCGGAGCGAGAGCUCCCGGUUCGACGACAUCAUGCCCAAAGUCCACCUCCUCGACUACGUGGCGGGCAACAUCCGGUCGCUGGUGAAUGCCAUUGAAAAGUGUGGUUAUGAGGUGGAAUGGAUCAAGAGUCCAGAAGACGUCAAGAAUGCAGAUAAAAUCAUCCUCCCUGGCGUAGGCCAUUUCGGUCAUUGCCUCUCAUCACUAUCCUCGGCAGGUUACCUCCCAGCCAUCCAAGAACAUAUCUCGUCCGGGAAACCAUUCUUCGGUAUAUGCGUCGGCCUCCAAGCUUUGUUCGCCGGAUCAGAAGAAGCCCCCUCGGUCCCGGGUCUCAACCUCAUCCCUACGUCCUUGAAACGUUUCAGCCCGACCAACGCCGACGGCUCACGGAAAUCCGUGCCUUGCAUAGGUUGGAACGACGCGUCCACAUCGACAUCCACCUCCCCAACGACAUCCGAUGCCAGCACGUCCAACCAGACAAGCAUGUACGGCCUCAACCCGUCUUCCAAAUACUACUACGUCCACAGUUACUUUGCACCCUACACUCCCGGUCAUCUCGAACGAGAGGGUUGGACGGUCGCGACGGCACGUUACGGCGACGAAACGUACAUUGGUGCCAUCGCCCGCGGCAACAUUUUCGCCACACAAUUCCACCCCGAGAAAUCCGGCGCCGCUGGUCUCCGCGUGAUCAAGGCGUUCCUCGACGGGGACAAAGUGACGCCCUCGACGACACCUGCGGUUGUUCCGGGCAGCACAACAGUACGCGCAGGUGCAACCACGAAAAGAAACGUAAAGGCUUCGACGAACGGAUUGACACGACGCAUCAUCGCUUGUCUCGACGUGAGGACCAACGACGCCGGCGACCUCGUUGUCACGAAAGGCGACCAGUACGACGUGCGAGAAAAGUCGGAGGGUGGGAACGUCAGAAACUUGGGCAAACCGGUCGAGAUGGCUCGGAGGUAUUACACCCAGGGUGCGGACGAGGUGACUUUCCUCAACAUUACGAGCUUCCGAGAUUGUCCCAUCACCGACCUGCCCAUGCUCGAGAUCCUACGGAGGACGAGCGAGACGGUGUUUGUACCCCUGACCAUCGGAGGAGGGAUCAGGGACAUGGUGGACCCGGUGAGCGGACAGAAGGUGAGCGCCCUAGACGUGGCCAAGCUUUACUUCGCCAGUGGUGCCGACAAAGUCUCGAUCGGGAGUGACGCGGUCCUGGCCGCCGAGGCUUUCUGGAGUCGCGGCGGGGACGGCGACGACGACACCAGCAUCGAGACCAUCUCUGCCGCUUACGGAGCUCAAGCCGUCGUGGUGAGCGUCGACCCCAAAAGGAUCUAUGUCAAGACCGAGGAAGAAGCCCAAGCGGCCAAAACAAAAGGUCACACCGUCAUCAAGACCACGGACCAGGACAGCGAAGGUCGAGAAUACGUCUGGUUCGCUUGCACCAUCAAGGGAGGUAGAGAGGUCAGGGAUUUUGACGUUGUCAAGCUCGUGACGGCUUGUGAAAGGUUGGGGGCAGGUGAGAUCUUGUUGAACGCCAUCGACCGUGACGGUUCGAAUCGUGGGUUCGACCUGGAAUUGGUGGCCUUGGUCAAGAGUGUCGUGGAGAUCCCGGUCAUUGCGAGCUCGGGAGCAGGGAAACCCGGGCAUUUCGAGGAGGUCUUCAACGCCACCGACGUCGACGCCGCUCUCGGAGCUGGUAUGUUCCACCGAGGAGAAUACACAGUCGCACAAGUCAAGGAGCAGCUCGGCCAGGCCGGGUUACUCGUCAGACCCUUCGAACAGUUUGAGCCGUGAUACACCUACCUACCUAGGUAGAUAAGACGAUGAAACAUUUGUUGUGUUACUAUUUCAACGGACAAAAGAAACGCUUAG